Molecule: messenger RNA, 633 nt
Organism: Priapulus caudatus
Lineage: Eukaryota; Metazoa; Priapulida; Priapulimorpha; Priapulimorphida; Priapulidae
Product: harmonin-like
Exons: 6
Coding region: 48-626 (192 amino acids)
Cellular component (GO): cilium; stereocilium tip; plasma membrane
Molecular function (GO): protein binding
Source: RefSeq, a predicted model, not a curated record
GGUGCAGGUGUUGCGCAGGUACGGUUGUGUGAAUUUACGGUUUUUCGAUGGUUUUGGCAGAAAACGAACUGACAAUGGACGAAGAAGCCCAAUUUGAGCAGGAGAUAGCAAGAGACUUUCGACAAAAGGUACAGGAGCUUUUAGUGGCAGAGGUGGAGAGAGAUCAAGUCUACGCGGCGCUCCGUAUAUACCAUGACACGAUGUCAAUAGCACAGCUGGUGGACGAGCUAAAGUUCAUCGUCAACCAUCCGAAGAAGCUGUUGCUGUUUGAAUAUGUGAGGCCUCUAGUUCCACUGAAGCACCAGACUGAGUACGACAUACUCGCUCCGCGCGCGGCAACGAGGAAGCUGAGGGUGAUCCGACUCACGCAGCGCGGAGGAGACGGAUGCGGACUUGGCUUCUCCAUCCGAGGAGGGUGUGAGCAUGGCACUGACAUCUUCGUUACCGACGUCAUACGGGAGUCACAGGCCGACAACCAGGGUCUGAGGGUUGGUGACCAGAUUGCCAGAGUCAACGGCUUUGCGCUGGACAAAAUGACGCACAACGAAGCUCUGAGUUUGAUUCGCCAGCGCACCCACCUCAUCCUGAAAGUCAGAAGCAUUGGAAUGCUACCUGUUAAAUUGUAAGUAAUAC